Messenger RNA from Pantherophis guttatus, 911 nucleotides. NCBI's taxonomy places the organism in Eukaryota, Metazoa, Chordata, Lepidosauria, Squamata, Colubridae. The record is from RefSeq and is a predicted model, not a curated record.
UCGGCGUUAUUUUGCCAUGUGAUUAAAAAGGCUUAUAUUAUUUAAAGGACUGAAGUGUUUUAUGGUUUGUACAGUUGGAUAGUUGUUAUAGAAUCACAACCACAAGAACACUGAAGAGCACAAAUACAGGAUUAAGGAAUGGAGUAUAAGACCUGUUUAGUACUUGCUAUUGCCUUGUGUUUUGGAUUUGUUUGCCCUCAAAAGGAUAGUCACCCACCAUAUGCCUGCCAGUGUCUAAUGGAAACCAGUGAAAGAGAGGAAUGUGAAUUUUCUUCAGAAAACAUUACUGCAGAGCAGUGCACAGAAAAUGGGUGCUGCUUUGAUGCAUCGGUGCCUGAUGUCCCCUGGUGCUUCAAACCAUCAGGUGAAAGAGCUUCAGUAACUUAUGCAAGGAAAAUGAUUCCAUCUCAAGAAAGAAAGGAGUGUGGCUAUCAAGGGAUCACACGCAAAAGGUGCAAACGAAUUGGAUGCUGCUUUGAUCCAAAGGCAUCUGGUGCACCAACUUGUUUUCAUCCUCCAGUAAAUGAUGCUUCUCAGCACUGUAUAAUGGAAGGGAGUGCAAGGCUAGAAUGUGGUUACCCAGGCAUCACCGCUGAGGAAUGCCAAGCAAAGGGAUGUUGCUUCAAUUCGUAUGACAUUAAUACCCGGUGGUGCUUUCAUCCUCUGUCGGACACAGGCAAGUAUCCAACCAUGGGAGCCACAUUUACCUCAAACUGAAAAAGAGAAAAUCAAUCUGAGGUGAGAAUACAUUUAGGAGUGGCUAGAACGUGUGAGAGAUGGAGUCGAGACGGUGGGGAACAAACCACUUGGGACCAGAGAGGACCAAUUUUGUAAACAAAAACCAGAUGCCAUCAACAAGUGAGUGUGAUAAAUGGACUGCAAGCAGUUUGCUACAACCAAGGAAUGACAGA